This is a messenger RNA of Talaromyces marneffei, 1491 nucleotides long. RefSeq lists its product as uncharacterized. Gene Ontology annotation, cellular component: cytoplasm. The transcript has 5 exons. Gene Ontology annotation, molecular function: homogentisate 1,2-dioxygenase activity. NCBI's taxonomy places the organism in Eukaryota, Fungi, Ascomycota, Eurotiomycetes, Eurotiales, Trichocomaceae. Gene Ontology annotation, biological process: L-phenylalanine catabolic process. The record is from RefSeq and is a predicted model, not a curated record. Bases 1 to 1491 code for a protein of 496 amino acids.
AUGGGUGAAUUUGUGCCACCAGUUAGCCAGGACUCGGUCUCAAUGACCACUCCUGUGCAAUCCACAUAUGGCAGGUCGGCGACCGACUGCUAUACAUCACCACCCACGGCAAAAGAUCCUUAUCGAUACAUGGUUGGAUUUGGAAAUCGAUUUGCAUCCGAGGCAGUACCGGGAACGUUACCCGAAGGAGGCCGCAAUGUGCCGCAAAAAUGUGCCUUUGAUCUUUACUCGGAACAGUUAAAUGGCACAUCAUUCAUAUCAUCGAGGCAAACUUUGCAACAGGUAUGGAUGUAUCGUAUACGGCCCUCUGUAGCGCACCGGCCACUAGAGCCCAUGGCAGCCAACGAUGAUAUUGAAGCAUGUUUCUCUCCGUCGAAUCCCUCUAUUAAAUACACGCCUCUUACCUACACUUGGGGCCCUCUCGAUAUCCCUGAAGCGACAACCCCAACGACAUUUUUGACCGGUCUCAAAACAAUGGGUGGACACGGUGACCCAACAAAUAAAGAGGGAAUAGCAAUUCACAUGUACGCCGCAAACGCGAGCAUGGGAAACGAGGCGUUUUGCAACAAUGACGGCGACUUUUUGAUCAUACCAACUGAGGGUGCCUUGGAUAUCCAAACGGAGCUCGGUCGAAUGAUGGUUUGUCCUGGCCAAGUGUGCGUCAUCCAAGCUGGUAUUAGAUGGAAGGUUAGCCUGCCUGACGGUCAGGCGAGAGGUUACGUACAGGAGAUCUUUGGAAGUCAUUAUGAGCUGCCAGAGCUGGGCCCACUUGGUAGCAACGGAAUGGCGCUUCCUCGGGACUUUGAGAUCCCGGUAGCCAGUUUUGAUAUCGACGAGACCAAGUGGACUAUAAUCCACAAAUUGACAGGAGAGCUGUUCAGCUAUGAGCAAGCCUGGACACCAUUUGAUGUGGUGGCAUGGCAUGGAAAUUAUGCUCCGUACAAAUACGAGUUAUCGAAAUUCGUCUCAUUCAACAGCACUUUGAAAGAGCAGGUGGAUCCUACCAUACACACCGUUCUGAUGGCCAAGUCAAAAAUACCCGGGGUAUCCCUCACAGAAUUUGCAGCCUUUCUACCUAAAUGGCAAACCAGUACCAAUACCUUCCGCCCUCCAUAUUACCAUCGCAAUAUGGCAACCGAAAUUGGAGGUCUUAUCUACGGCAAAUACGGAGGCAGUGCAAGAGAACAGGUUGCUGGCGGCCUAACACUGGAAAAUAGUUACAUGCCACAUGGAGAAUCCUACGAAGCAUGGGUAAAAGCAACUUCUGAACCUCUGGAGAAUGUGCUAGUUGGAACAGAUAGCCUCGGUUUUAUGCUUCACAUAAGUUCGCAUUUCUCAGUCACCAAGUUCGCUAUGGAAAGACACAACUGUAUCCGGCCUCAGCGGGUCGCUUUCUGGGACAAUGUUAAGGGACCGUUCCUCGACCAUAUUCCAGCCAUCAACAAGAUGUUGCAGGAACAGGGACUGGCUCCUUUAGGAACCCCUCAGUAA